Symphalangus syndactylus (siamang) is the source of this 1416-nucleotide messenger RNA. It is a transcript of the gene IL27, whose product is annotated as interleukin 27. Gene Ontology annotation, molecular function: interleukin-27 receptor binding. The record is from RefSeq and is a predicted model, not a curated record. Lineage: Eukaryota; Metazoa; Chordata; Mammalia; Primates; Hylobatidae. Gene Ontology annotation, biological process: regulation of T-helper 1 cell differentiation; regulation of T cell proliferation.
AUCCAUCUUUGGAAGGACAGUAGACCCUAGGAUGGUGGUGGCAGAGCCGAGAAUCAGGAGGGGGUUUGGGACUCUGGGAUCAACCAGUGAAUAGGGCUGGAUGGCUCACCCAAGCAUGGGGCAUUGAGGACAGGGCUGGACGUGGGAGCUUAGCAGUGAGUCUGGAGCUUGGAUGUCCCGAAACCCCAGCUUCCCGUCACCCCCCAUCAUACCUCCCACCCCCUCCGGGAAGGGAAAUUACAUUUCCCCAUUUUAGCAAGGGGUGGCGAGAGGGAAGAGUGAGUGAACACAAAGCUGAAAGUACAAGUAGGACGGAAAGUGAAACCGGGCACAGCCCCCAGUAUAAGACCCCCCCUACCCAGGAGAUGGCUGACCAAAAAGGCUGGGCCCCGCCAUGGGCCAGACGGCAGGCGACCUUGGCUGGCGGCUCAGCCUGUUGCUGCUUCCCUUGCUGCUGGUUCAAGCUGGUGUCUGGGGAUUCCCAAGGCCCCCAGGGAGGCCCCAGCUGAGCCUGCAGGAGCUGCAGAGGGAGUUCACAGUCAGCCUGCAUCUCGCCAGGAAGCUGCUCUCCGAGGUUCGGGGCCAGGCCCACCGCUUUGCGGAAUCUCACCUGCCGGGAGUGAACCUGUACCUCCUGCCCCUGGGAGAGCAGCUCCCUGAUGUUUCCCUGACCUUCCAGGCCUGGCGCCGCCUCUCUGACCCGGAGCGUCUCUGCUUCAUCUCCACCACGCUUCAGCCCUUCCAUGCCCUGCUGGGAGGGCUGGGGACCCAGGGCCGCUGGACCAACAUGGAGAGGAUGCAGCUGUGGGCCAUGAGGCUGGACCUCCGCGAUCUGCAACGACACCUCCGCUUCCAGGUGCUGGCUGCAGGAUUCAACCUCCCGAAGGAGGAGGAGGAGGAGGAAGAGGAGGAGGAGGAGGAGAGGAAGGGGCUGCUCCCAGGGGCACUGGGCAGCGCCUCACAGGGGCCGGCCCAGGUGUCCUGGCCCCAGCUCCUCUCCACCUACCGCCUGCUGCACUCCUUGGAGCUCGUCUUAUCUCGGGCCGUGCGGGAGUUGCUGCUGCUGUCCAAGGCCGGGCACUCAGUCUGGCCCUUGGGGUUCCCAACAUUGGGCCCCUAGCCCUGAUCGGUGGCUUCUUAGCCCCCUGCCCCCCACCCUUUAGAACUUUAGGACUGGAGUCUUGGCAUCAGGGCAGCCUCUGCAUCAUCAGCCUUGGACAAGGGAGGGCUCUUCCAGCCCCUUCCCCCAGGCCCUACCCAGUAACUGAAAGCCCCUCUGGUCCUCGCCAGCUAUUUAUUUCUUGGAUAUUUAUUUAUUGUUUAGGGAGAUGAUGGUUUAUUUAUUGUCUUGGGGCCUGCUGGUCCUCCUCGGGCCAAGCCCCCAUGCUGGGUGCCCAAUAAAGCACUCUCAUCCAC